AUGAUUUCAUUUGAUAAUUACUGCCUAGACCACCCGGUUGAACCCGUACAGGUCUUUGAGGUCGGACAGGACACGACAUCGUUUCCCACAAGAGCCUCAUAUCAACGAUCAGACCUUCGCACGGCAGAGGACACAGCAUCCUUUCUGAGAAACAACCAGAAUAAUCAAUACAAAUGUCGCCUUGUGUCAAUAUGUCAACGCACUGCCUGGCGACCAUUGCAGAUCACUAAACCGAUGCUUGACCUCCUUGUUGCGGGACACGGGAUAGGCCCAUCAUUCUGGGCGGUGCCAUCCUGCUUUUAUCGGCGCACCGAUGACUUCGAGGUGGUAUUUUGCCUUCCAUUUACAGAAUCCUGCUCUGGCUCCGUGAUUGAAAUAUCUUACACUCUAAGAUACCCCGAGUACAAGCCACAAGAGGACACAUGGGUUAUUCGCCAGACUGGAAUCUACCACCGAUACGACAAAACUACAUCCCAAAGUCUUUUCGUACUGUUCAAUCCCAAGCCACAAUCUAAAGCGCAUUCGACUGUUGAGAAUUUACUAUGCAAUCUUUGCCCCGAAGUGGAAUCCGAUCCCUUUUGGUUACACCGGGUCUUGUUUGCAACAUACUUCCCUACAUGGAGGAAAUAUAUCGCCGUACAAGAAAAAAGAUUCCUACCCCUUGCACGCAGUGCGAUCGCCAGUUUCAUUGAUGGGCAGUUGGGUCUAGGCUACGAUAGCCUCAGAACAUUGACUGGCUUGCAGACUCAAUUUCUCGAAGUUUCAACCAUCUUAGCAUCAGCGACAGACGUCCUUGACGGCCUUUGUGCCCUUAUUAGCUCCGGGUUAAUGACCUCAACAGAUCACACCGGGGUUCACUUUUACAAAAAUCAGCGUCGAGAGUGCGUUGCAAAUUCUCAUAAUGCUUCGCAUUUGCAAGAGCGGGCACAGAUUGUCUCAAAGCUGCUGGCCGACACUUUGUUGUUUCGGGAUCAGGCCCUAGCAAAGCAGCAAAAUUCGAACAUGCUACAGCUGAACAAAUCAGCUGUAUUUAUCACCACUUUGACGUUGGUAUACCUUCCGUCAUCAUUCUUGGCUACUAUAUUUGGUAUGAAUUUCUUCGAUAUGGACCAAGUCAGCAAUCGUAUUGUUGGUACGCCUAUGAUAUGGAUAUUCUUUGUAUCAUCUAUUGCCCUGACGGCAGUCACGUUCCUCUUAUACUACUGGUUAUUGAGCCGCGAUGGUGCAGCGUUCCGCGGGCUUGCACCGAAAAUCCGAAGUAGCCCAGCUUGGACUAUCGAAGGGGUAAGAAGUCGAUUCACAGGUGUCUCCAAUGCCAGUAUUGAGUUGCAGGAAUGUUCGGCUUGA
Molecule: messenger RNA, 1347 nt
Organism: Penicillium hordei
Lineage: Eukaryota; Fungi; Ascomycota; Eurotiomycetes; Eurotiales; Aspergillaceae
Exons: 4
Coding region: 1-1347 (448 amino acids)
Biological process (GO): transmembrane transport; metal ion transport
Cellular component (GO): membrane
Molecular function (GO): metal ion transmembrane transporter activity
Source: RefSeq, a predicted model, not a curated record